Molecule: messenger RNA, 1588 nt
Organism: Brassica napus (rape)
Lineage: Eukaryota; Viridiplantae; Streptophyta; Magnoliopsida; Brassicales; Brassicaceae
Product: tryptophan--tRNA ligase, chloroplastic/mitochondrial
Exons: 15
Coding region: 152-1348 (398 amino acids)
Biological process (GO): tryptophanyl-tRNA aminoacylation
Cellular component (GO): mitochondrion; chloroplast
Molecular function (GO): ATP binding; tryptophan-tRNA ligase activity
Source: RefSeq, a predicted model, not a curated record
UGCAGAUUCAGAAACUGCAAUUCGGUUUGAGCAUUUUGGUUCGGUUCACAAGCGAUAGAAUUGGUUUAAUAUCCAAAGGGGGAAGGGAGACACAGACAUGGUUUGACUCUUUCUCUCUCUCGUGUCAUCAGAAAGAGAGAGAAGCUAAAGAAUGGCGCACGCGACUCUCUCUCACUCCCUCAUCCUCUCUUCCUCCAGGUUCUCUCGUCUCGGCUACAGCACCAGAUUUCUCAGACACCCAAACCCUCUUUCUCUCCCCCUAACCAGACAAAGAUUCCGAUGUUAUUGCUCCGACCAGACUUCUCCUUCUGUAAGUUUUAGCAGGAAACGUGUGGUCUCUGGAGUCCAGCCUACAGGCUCAAUUCACCUGGGAAACUAUCUAGGCGCUAUCAAGAACUGGGUCGCCCUUCAGGAUACAUAUGAAACACUCUUUUUCAUUGUAGACCUUCAUGCGAUAACACUACCAUAUGACCCGCAAGAACUAAGAAAGGCAACUAGGGAUACCGCAGCGCUCUAUCUAGCAUGUGGUGUAGACAUUUCUAAGGCUUCGGUGUUUGUGCAAUCUCACGUCCGCGCUCAUGUGGACUUAAUGUGGCUUCUGAGUUCAUCCACACCUAUUGGUUGGCUACAGAAAAUGACUCAGUUCAAAGAGAAAUCUCGCAAGGAGGGGGGUGAGAAUGCUUCUGUGUCUUUGUUAACAUAUCCAGUUCUGAUGGCUGCUGAUAUCCUCUUGUAUAAGUCGGAUUUUGUCCCUGUGGGUGAGGACCAGAAGCAGCACCUAGAGCUUGCCCGCGACCUGGCACAGCGUGUGAAUAAUCUAUAUGGUGGAAGGAAGUGGAAGAAGCUUGGAGGCCGUGGUGGUUCGAUAUUUAAGAUACCAGAACCACUCAUACCACAAGUUGGAGCCCGAGUUAUGUCUCUUACAGAUGGUCGUUCCAAGAUGUCCAAGUCUGCACCUUCUGAUCAGUCCCGGAUCAAUCUCCUCGACUCAAAAGAUUUGAUUGCGGAUAAGAUAAAACGGUGCAAGACAGAUUCAUUUGUAGGCCUUGAAUAUGACAAUGCCGAGAGACCAGAGUGCAACAAUCUCCUCUCUGUAUAUCAGAUUGUCUCUGGCAAGACAAAAGAUGAAGUGAUGGAGGAAUGCAAAGAUAUGAGCUGGGGCACAUUUAAGCCUCUCCUUACGGAUGCUGUGGUCGAGCAUCUUAGUCCAAUCCAGGUCCGUUAUCAAGAGAUAACAGCAGAGUCAGCGUAUUUGGAUAAAGUAUUGACAGAAGGUGCGGACAAAGCCACGGAGAUAGCAGAAGUCACAAUUCGCAAUUUAAAACAAGCGAUGGGGUUCUAUAUAUGAGGAAUAGUGCCAAUGGUUGGUUUCUAAGUUCCAAGUUUUCUAAAAAGAGAGUACAGAUUUUGUUUUUGGUGGAAGAAAAAGAGUUAAGGUAGCCAAACGAUUCUUGAUUCUUAAUUCUUGAAUUCUUGAAUUAGUUCGGCCAAAUACUGCUCAUUUUCAUUAUAAGCAUUGUUCUUGAAAUAGAAGCAUAUUAUUGCAAAAACGUUUUUGAUCUGAAUAAUAUUUCUACGAUUCAAAAUA